AUGGCGGCUGCACUUAUCGCCGCCACGCCCUCGCGGCCUCGCCUUUCCCGCUGGCAUUUGGAGACGGAGGCCUCUCCUCGCGGCUCCGCCGCCUGCACUCCGCCCGAGGGAUCCAGCCUCCCUCCUCCCAGAAUCCCGCCACCUCCCCGCAAAGCUCUCGCUCCCGUCGCCAGAGCCGCAUGCGCGCCGGCGCGGGCGCGACGGAGGAGCCGGGCCAGGCGCCCGGCGACUAGGCCGCGCUUGCGGGGUGGCUGGCGCUGGGCGCGUUCCUGUGCUCCGCCGCCCUGCUCGGCUGCCGUGGCGCGGCACUCACGGCGGCCGAGGACUCCAUCAAGGCGUCUGGGUUCGGGCUGCGGGUGGCGGCAUCGCUUCGGAGGCUGGGCUGGCCCGACGACGAUGUCGUGUUCACCCUUGCCACAUUGUCGGUGCUCAAGAUGCGCAGAGCGAUUCCGGUCGGGUAUUGGAUUUGGAUGCGCCUUCACCCCAUCCGGUUGA
Messenger RNA from Triticum turgidum subsp. durum (durum wheat), 495 nucleotides. Lineage: Eukaryota; Viridiplantae; Streptophyta; Magnoliopsida; Poales; Poaceae. The record is from the annotation of a GenBank genome assembly.